UUCGUGUAAAAUAUGCAAAUUGAUCAUCUAUGGUAAAGCUUUAAUGCAAUUUUCGUCUUUUCGUACACCUUUACUUCUUUUACAUACAAUAUUUUCUCAAGAAAAAUAUGCACGUGAAGAGAAUUGCCUUGCAAUAAAUAAAUAUGGUGUGGCACGAACUAUAACAAUGGCUUGUCAACUUCUUUAUAAUGUAUCAGAAGUAAAAAGAACAAUGAAUUAUUUACCUGCUAUCAAGCCACUCUAUUACCACUUGAAAUCUAUCUAUCACACUAUCGCCUAAAAAAUUCCCUUAUUGAUAAAUAGAAUGAGUCCAGAUAAUCGGAUUCCAACUCCGAGUUGAAGUCACACCCUAUUAAUAUAUAUAUAUAUAGUUUGUACAUUUUGACAUAAAAGUCCGUCAUUUGCGCUGAUAUUUUUUUUUUUUUUA
This is a messenger RNA of Rhizophagus irregularis DAOM 181602=DAOM 197198, 427 nucleotides long. Lineage: Eukaryota; Fungi; Glomeromycota; Glomeromycetes; Glomerales; Glomeraceae. The record is from RefSeq and is a predicted model, not a curated record.